This is a messenger RNA of Aureobasidium subglaciale EXF-2481, 2076 nucleotides long. RefSeq lists its product as uncharacterized. Lineage: Eukaryota; Fungi; Ascomycota; Dothideomycetes; Dothideales; Saccotheciaceae. Bases 189 to 1682 code for a protein of 497 amino acids. The record is from RefSeq and is a predicted model, not a curated record. The transcript is spliced from 3 exons. Gene Ontology annotation, biological process: carbohydrate transport; transmembrane transport. Gene Ontology annotation, cellular component: membrane. Gene Ontology annotation, molecular function: carbohydrate:proton symporter activity.
CUUGGGUCAGUCACCAUGGCUAGUCUCACGCUACAUUACUGAAGAGAGUCACUUCGCAGAUGGAUCCGAACCUUCUAUCACAUCUCAAAGUAUAAAGACACCCCACAGGAUCCCCAUCUUUUCCAUCAAUUCUACUUGUAAAUCAUCGCAUCCUCCCCGACAUCAACACAACAAGCAUCUUAGAGACCAUGGCAACUAGCCACGCCCAGACAAAGUCGAGCUUGAACGACCAUCUCGAACAAGUCGACGAGCCCAUCGGUGCUGCUGCUCUCGGACAAGCCGCUUCUGGAUACGAGAACUUGACAUUGUGGCAGACUGUACGAGUUUUCAAGGUCGCAACGCUUGUGUGCUUUCUGGCCGCUUUCAGUGCCGCUACCGAUGGCUAUCAGAUUGGCAUCAAUGGAAGCAUCAUCGCAAACAAAGGCUUCGUUGACCAAUUCGCUACCGAGACAAACUCUGCCGGCAAGAAGUAUCUUGCAGCUCCAAUCCUGGCCGGCUGGAGCUCCAUUAUGUCUGUUGGACAGAUAAUCGGCAUGACUACGAUUCCUUUUCUGUCUCGCAGACUGGGUCGAAAACCUGCAAUGUUCACGUACUGGACCGUUCUGGUCACAAGCGUUCUAGCAGAGACAUUCGCGAGGCACUGGCAGGUCUGGCUAGCCGGCAAGCUGCUCGCUGGUAUUGGCGUUGGCUGUCUCCAAUCAGUCUUACCUGUAUACAUCUCUGAGUGUGCACCCACUCGAAUCCGAGGUGGUCUCUUGAUGUGCUAUAGUUUCUGGUGGACGAUCGGCUCAUUCUGUGCUUAUCUGGCUCUUCAGACAUUAAACCGUCUACACCCAAACGUAUGGCUUACGCCGAUCUACACUCAAUGGGCUCAGAUUGGCCUCAUGCUUGUCAUUUACAUCUUCCUCCCGGAAUCUCCCUCCUGGUGCGUUGAUCGGGGACACUUCGAUCGGGCCAAGAAGCAGAUGCUCAAACUCAAUUAUGGAGUUGUCGACUACGAUGUUGAUCACCACUUCGACAUACUUCGCUGCACCGUGGAGCACGAGAAAGAGGUCGCUCUACUGCAAAAAAGUGAGCACUGGUACUCCAUUUUCAAGGGUACCGAUGGCCUUCGUACCAUGAUCUCUCUUUGGCCCAAUCUCACUCAGCAGUUUAUCGGUCUGACACUCUUUGCGACGUUCGGAACUUAUUUCUUCCAGCAGGCCGGCCUGAAGGAUCCCUUCACAAUCAAGUGCAUCACUUCUGGUAUCAACAUUGGUACAUUGAUCGCUGUUGUUCUCCUCUCCGACAAGCUCGGCCGUAGGCGAAUCUCAUGCUAUGGCACCACUCUGGCAUGGACUUGCUGCGUAGUUAUUGGUAUCCUUGGUCUAGUGAAGAAGUCGGCCGCAUCUUCUAAUUUGUUUGUACUUUUCGUCUGUCUUUGGAAUGUGGGUAUGAUAUCCAACGGCGCUGCUGGAUGGGGCUUUAUGGCCGAGAUCUCCUCUCUACGCCUUCGCACCCACACAGCAGGCUUUGGCUCCGCUUGUACAUGUGUCAUCGGUGUCGUCAUGAAUAUUUUAACUCCGUAUAUGGUGAACGCCAACAAGUGGAAUUGGGGCUUCAAGACUGGAUGGUUCUAUGCUGGCGUUGGCCUGCCUUUUGUCGUUGGCGCUUGGCUUCUCUUGCCAGAGACGACUGGGUAAGUCAAAUCUUCACCAUCGAGAUCGAUAUCAUGUAUUGACACAGUCUCAGACGAAGCCCGGCCGAGGUUGAUGAGCUCUUCGAGCGCAAGAUCAAGCCGUAUAGAUUCGCGCAGACAAAAACUGCCAAAGAACGAGCUUCAGAGACCGACUCUAUCGAACUCAAGGCUUAGAAUUAUUUUUCUUCGAAGGGUGAGUCAGAGGUGCUAUGACACGCAUCUCGAUCGAAGGUCUGACCUGGACUCUUUGCGCUUCAGAGAGAUCAUCGCGGAAGGCUUUUUGAGGCAAGAUCUUGUAGGCUUCCGUAGACUUAAGGAAGGAGUAGUCUAGUGUGAUACAGACCCGUUCCGGCGUUCGCACGACAAUUUUGAAGCCUAGUGCGUACCAAACUCCACUA